CAGGCUGCAAGAAUCAUUCAAUAUUUAAAAUUUCAAAACCAGCAAUACAACAGCUUCAUACGGCAUGCAAGGCUGUUUGUAAGGGUGGAUGCCUAAAUGGAUUGGAUUUUCCAGUUGAGAACUGCACUGACAUACAGAGAUCUAUAUUGUGUCUGGAAUCCCAACUUGAGAAUUGUCCACAGAAUAAAGACAUACAAAGGAAAAUUAAGGGAUUGAAAAAUCUUUGUUCUGACAUAUCUAGGAAGACAGGUAUGAAUUCCUUCAAGACUUGUCUUGCCAGCUCCAAAAUUAACCAGAACUGCAAGCAACACUUAAAACCACCUUUGCAAAAAGAAACGGAAAGUAACGAAUGCAAAAGAAUAUCAGAUUAUUCGUCAUGUGCUACGAUGGCUUUACCUACGUGUGAUAAUGAAGAAAUUAAGGAAUUCAUAUCAGAAACUGCUAAAACACUUGCGAGUUUGAAUUCAAGGCGUGAAGGUGGCAUCCAGUGUCAAUCAAGUGACGGGAGAACAUAUUUUCCAGGUUUGUGGACCCUCGUUCUUACAGGUUUCCUAACGUGGAUGAGCAUUUCGUUUUAAAACAAUUACCUCAAUAUUGUUCAUUUCAAUGUAUUACAUUUUUUUUUAAAUUUUUACAAUUUUUCUUGUAAAUUUGGCUGUAUUUAAAACGAGUGCAUAGUGUAAAACUGCUUACGUAAAUAAUCGUAUGGAAGUAUUAAUUUAGUUUCUCUAGAAUGCGUCCGAUAUUUAUUUAUUUAUAUUGGUAAAUGUUUUCUAUUAUAAAGAACGUUAGCUAGAAUUCAAAUCUGAACUCAUGCUCACACAUUGUUGAAAGGUAUUCUAAAGGAGUUAUUUGAAGAUAUCUGACAGUAGUAUGGAAGACAAGGUUCUUUACUUAAUCAACAAAUGUGAGCAUUACUUUAUAGAUGUAUGAAUGCCAUAAAGAUACAAAAAUACAUUGGUAAAACAUUAAAAUAUUUUGAAGAAAAAAAUUGAAGCAAACUUUUUGGAAUGUAUAUUUUACCUUGCGAGUUAUUCUUUAUAUUCUGUAAUGGUGACAUUCUUCCAUUAAAAAAAUAUUAUUGUAAUCUUCCUUCUGGAAAAAGGCUUUUUAUAAGAAUGUUGUAUGAAUGAUAUAAGUAUCUUAUGAAAAACAAUCAUAAAGUAUGUAAUAUAAAUAUGUGUUUCUAUGGAACGAACUUGCAAAUGUAUUUAAAGGGAUAUGGUCACAGUUUCAGCGAAAGAUUUUCGUUUUUUUCCCCAUGUUUAUAAAAACUUAAUUAAGGUACUUUUAAUUAUCAUUAAAAAUUGAAUUUCAGUUGUCGAAAAACAAGACAGAAUUAGAGCCUCAAAGCUUUAUUAUUUAAACAAGGGUCGUGUCAUGUUUUUGUUUACAUAGGUUAAAUAUACUUUUAUGUGUUCGUUUAAUGCGAUUUUUUUCCCAAUAAAAAAGUUAACUCUAUAUACGAUUAGACAGUUUCUAGUGAUUUGCGGAAUCUGGUUUUAUUAUUUAUAUGAUAUUAUAUAUAUGUAAACAAAAACAAGACACGAGCCUUGUUAACCUUAUGCAGAAUUAAAAGAUCUGUAUCUCCUAUAUCAAUCAACAAAUGAUGUUAAAAUUUUUGCUGAUUAUUUGAAAUGCCUUAAUUAGGAAUUGUAAACAUUAACAUAGGUUUUAAAAAAUUAGUUUAAACUGUGUGCUCAUGUCCUUUAAAGAGAGAUACAGUGAAUAUAUUAAGCACAUAGUUGAAUUUGAAUUCUCUAAC
This is a messenger RNA of Saccostrea cuccullata (small rock oyster), 1765 nucleotides long. RefSeq lists its product as uncharacterized. Lineage: Eukaryota; Metazoa; Mollusca; Bivalvia; Ostreida; Ostreidae. Bases 252 to 578 code for a protein of 108 amino acids. The transcript is spliced from 6 exons. The record is from RefSeq and is a predicted model, not a curated record.